Argentina anserina (silverweed cinquefoil) is the source of this 1379-nucleotide messenger RNA. RefSeq names its product AT-hook motif nuclear-localized protein 14. Bases 85 to 1191 code for a protein of 368 amino acids. The record is from RefSeq and is a predicted model, not a curated record. The transcript has 6 exons. Lineage: Eukaryota; Viridiplantae; Streptophyta; Magnoliopsida; Rosales; Rosaceae. Gene Ontology annotation, molecular function: minor groove of adenine-thymine-rich DNA binding.
UAUUAUUUUUUUGUAGCAAAAUUCGGGAGGAGAGCAGAGACGCGGUUUCUCUCUCUAAAAACACAAACCUCAACGACAACAACAAUGGAACCAAACGAACACCAACUCAGCUCCUACUUCCACCCCUCCAACACCACCGCCGCCUUGUCUUCUCCGACCAAUGGCCUCCAACACCAACAACAGCUGUCCUCGGCCGACCACAACAACAACAACCUUAACAACAACAUGGUCUUCACUCACUCCACCUCAGCCUCCGCGGUCCCCCCUCCGCCGCCUGCGUCAGCCGUGACGUCACCUAUCGAGCCGGUGAAGAGGAAGCGCGGCCGGCCCAGAAAGUACGGCACGCCGGAGCAGGCCUUGGCGGCGAAGAAGGCCGCCACGUCGUCGUCUCACUCCUCCUCUGCUAAGGUCAAGAAGGAGCAGCAGCAGCAGCACGGCGGAGCUGGCGGCGCCGCAGCCUCGCCGUCUUAUUCUGGGUCCACCAAGAAAUCGCAGCUCUCGGCUAUUGGCAAUUCUGGACAAGGUUUUACACCACAUGUUCUAACCGUGACUGCAGGAGAGGAUGUGGGCGACAAAAUCAUGGGUUUCAUGCGGCAGAGUAAGCGUGACAUAUGCAUUCUGUCCGCUUCUGGAUCGAUCUCAAAUGCAUCCAUCCGUCAGCCAGCUACUUCAGGAGGCAACGUUACAUAUGAGGGAUACUUUGAGAUCAUCUCACUGUCGGGAUCUUAUGUACAUACAUAUGGGGGAAAGUCUGGUGGACUCAGUGUGUGUUUGUCCAGUACAAAUGGUCAAAUCAUUGGGGGUGGAGUUGGUGGACCACUGAUGGCUGCAGGCCCUGUUCAGGUUAUUGUUGGUACUUUUCUGAUUGAAAACAAAAGUGAUGUCAAUACCGGUGCAAAAGUUGAGGUUUCUAUCCCCAGGCUGCCAUCGCCUGGUGAUGGUGCGCCUAUGAUGAAUGUAGGUUUCCGCUCAACAAUGAACUCUUCUGGAAGAAAUAUGGUCCGGGCAAAUGAUGAACAACAGCAGGCUUUUGGAGGAAGUAAUUUCAUGAUUCAGGGCAUGCAUGGAUCUGCAGAUUGGAGGACUGGUCCAGAUGCCAGAAGCUCUGGUGCUUAUGAAUUGGCAGGAAGAGGAGGUCGUGCAGCCCACCAAUCUCCUGAAAAUGGGGACUACGAUCAGAUUCGAGACUAGGGUUGUUUUUAAGAUCUGAAAGCUGUUAGAUAGACAGAUGUAUAAUAUAUCAGUGCUUUUUGUCAGUCUAAGCUGCCGGUAGCGUGCACCAUACAUGCCAUCAUCUCUAUUUGAAAGUCCCUUUGUGACACUGGUGGUUGAGAUAUUUUUCUCCCUUCAAUAUUACUCAUUAUGUGUUUGAUGCUGAA